UUCUGGGAAGUAAGGGGCGCCGGGGAGGUGGGAGGCUGAAGAGCCGCGGGCCGCGUAGGUCCCGGAGCGAGCGCCGCAGCCCAUUGUGCGCCCCACGCGGCGCGCUCUGUUGCAGAGGAGCCCCGGCCGGGAAGUGUGGAUGCGUCUCUCCCGAGGCCGAGCCGCCUCGCCCGCUCUAGUCCAGCGGAGCCGGAGCGCCUCGGACCAAUCCCCGGUGAUUAUGCAAGACAGCGGACCAAUCAGCUCCGCCAGCUCAUGAAUAUUUAUGACCUUGGCUGAGUCAAAGCUUUGAAGCGAGUUUGGGGAGCUCGGCAGCAUCAUGCUUAGACUUUUCAAAGAGGCAAACUCCAUUUUCUUAUGAAUGGAAAGUGAAAACCCCUGUUCCGCUUAAAUUGGGUUCCUUCCUGUCCUGAGAAACACAGAGACCCCAAAAAGGGAAGCAGAGGAGAGAGAGAGACCCACACCUAGACCCCGCGAGAAGAGAUGACCAUGACCACCAUGCCAGAAAGUCUCAACAGCCCCGUGUCGGGCAAGGCGGUGUUUAUGGAGUUUGGGCCGCCCAACCAGCAAAUGUCUCCUUCUCCCAUGUCCCACGGGCACUACUCCAUGCACUGUUUACACUCGGCGGGCCAUUCGCAGCCCGACGGCGCCUACAGCUCGGCCUCGUCCUUCUCCCGACCGCUGGGCUACCCCUACGUCAACUCGGUCAGCAGCCACGCGUCCAGCCCCUACAUCAGUUCGGUGCAGUCCUACCCGGGCAGCGCCAGCCUCGCCCAGAGCCGCCUGGAGGACCCAGGGGCUGACUCCGAGAAGAGCACUGUGGUGGAAGGCGGUGAAGUGCGCUUCAAUGGCAAGGGGAAAAAGAUCCGUAAACCCAGGACGAUUUAUUCCAGUUUGCAGUUGCAGGCUUUGAACCGGAGGUUCCAGCAAACUCAGUACCUAGCUCUGCCCGAGAGGGCGGAGCUCGCGGCCUCCCUGGGACUCACGCAGACGCAGGUCAAGAUCUGGUUCCAGAACAAGCGCUCCAAGUUCAAGAAGCUGAUGAAGCAGGGUGGGGCGGCUCUGGAGGGUAGCGCGCUGGCCAACGGCCGGGCUCUGUCUGCCGGCUCUCCGCCGGUGCCUCCGGGUUGGAACCCCAACUCGUCUUCCGCGAAGGGCUCGGGAGGCAGCGCAGGCUCCUACAUCCCCAGCUAUACGUCAUGGUACCCCUCGGCGCACCAAGAAGCUAUGCAGCAACCCCAGCUCAUGUGAGGCUCGCCCGCACCCGCCCGCCUCCUUCCCAUCUCCCCCGGCUCGGGCCCCUCCCGCCUCCCGGUACAUCCACCCCGUUCGCGUGCCCUGGGUCCAGAGGAGAAGGGCCCAGAGGGAAAGAAGAAAGAACAGUGAAGGCAGGACGCCCGUCGCCUCCUCGGAGUCCCGCGCAGUCUGUCCGGGCGACUUCCCUAGUGCCCACGCCUUUGCCAGACCCCCGGCCUCGGCCCCGCGGUGACAGCAGAGAGCGGCUUCUGAGCGCAGGCAUAGCGGCGCAAAACAGCCGGGCGCAGGACAAGCCCGCCGGACCCGACCGUCAACUCUCAGCUGUAUGGGACUAUCAGGAAAAAAACAAAGAAAAAAUGUAGACAAAGCAAAAGCUCUUUCUGUCCUGUCCAUCUCUCGUCUCCUUUCGCUCUGUAUCUGUGCGCUGACGAAGUCGAGGUCGUCGUCCGUCCGCGUCAGCUGUCCUCGUUCUUCCGCCUCUGAAAAAUAGUCACCGGCUUCGAGGAGGCUUGGUUCACUGGGCCGCCCAGUUCCGGAUACUGGAACAUUUUGUCCAUUCGGAUCUUUUCCUGGGCCUGCCUAACCAUCUGUGUGGCUCUUUUGGGUAUAGGGGAAAAUUGGAGGGAGGGAGUUUUAUUUAUUGAAAAAUGGACUUGCCUGAGGCUGAGUGUUCGGCCAAUUAGCAGUUCUGCGGGGCGUGCGAGGAGGAGCGCAGGGUCCAGACGGACCCCUUACUUUAAACGCACCCAGAAAAACGAAUAGGGAGGACCUGGAGCUUUUUAACUUAUACAGUAACUUUUGUACUUCGCUAGUAUGGAGAGGUUGGAGCCGAAUGAUUUGCAGUUUUUUCAUGUCCCAUAUUAUUUAAAAAAGAAAAAGAGAAAGAAAUGAACCCAACACAAUUUUCUCAUCUCGGGAAGAACGCUUGAUCUCUGCCUGGCUAAGAAGGAAAAUCCUAAUUCUUUCCUUGUGGAGAGAAAGAACCAAUGACCAGAGAGAGAAAACAGGCAGGCAUGUGCCAGUGCCCUAAUGCCAGGGGGCUUUAAAGUUAGAUGAAAGCAGCUUUACAUCAAUCCCCAGAGGCUUGACCACAGAAUAAUGCCAGUCAUCACCCAAUGCACAGUCUUCAGUGCAGGAUCUAAUUGCUGUACAUAUUAUUGUUAUUAAUUAUUAUUGUUAUGAUUAUUGUUCUGUAAACAUGUUGCACAAGCUUAGCUUUUUUUCCGUUCUGUUGUCUGUGGCUGUAAAACCUGAUGCUUUGUGAAAUGAGAAUCUUGACAUUUUACUUGUGAAAUUUGGAAAAUGUGAUCAACUGAAAUCAACUGUGUUUUGUGUUCUCUAUGUCAAAGUUUAGUUUUAUAUUGAGAAUGUUAACUUAUUGCUUUGUAUCUUGGGGGGGAAAGAACUUUGUAAAUAAGUUAUAAAGUUUCUUUGAGACAGUAAAAUUAUGGUUUCGAGAAAGAGUUGCUGUCUGGUGUGCUGUGUGAGUAGGUAUUGGGGCCUGGGCAUCAGGCUUCCACCUUGGGGGACAGAAAAGUCAGGGACAGCAACUCCAAAGGCUGGAGGCCUGAGAAACCCCUGCUGGGACCAUCCUCAAGCUUAACUCCUGCUCCUCCAAGGGUGUGAUAUCUGCCUGGAGUAGGGGAUGGUGGCAAGGGUCCCUGGGCAAGGGGGUUCUGGAACAGGUGUGGCCUGGCAGAGCCAGGGCUCAGGAAUCGAAGGGACAGUGAAGGCCGUCUGAGAUGGGGUGAAAGCAGAGCUCACAAGCAGCCACUUGGUGAGACAUGAGUGCCCCCUGCACCCAGUCACCUCGCGGGAGGCCUGGAAGCCUGAAAGCAGAGACAGCUGGCUUUGCCCCUUGCCUCCACCGGGAUCUGGCCUCUCGGCUCAUGCUUGCCCGCAGGGCGCUAGAUCUCAAUGUGGAAAAGACCGGGCCAGACGCCCGGAAAGGGGCCGGAAGGACACGUCUGUCAUGCUACCCCCAAUCAAUCAGUGAGCUCCAGGGGACAGUCCCAA
Molecule: messenger RNA, 3273 nt
Organism: Sus scrofa (pig)
Lineage: Eukaryota; Metazoa; Chordata; Mammalia; Artiodactyla; Suidae
Gene: DLX1
Product: distal-less homeobox 1
Biological process (GO): embryo development; cell differentiation; negative regulation of transcription by RNA polymerase II
Molecular function (GO): RNA polymerase II cis-regulatory region sequence-specific DNA binding; DNA-binding transcription factor activity, RNA polymerase II-specific
Source: RefSeq, a predicted model, not a curated record